AUGCGAGAAAUGGACAAGGGGUACCACGACAACCGCGUUCGUGGAACUCAAGUUCGCCAGCUGGAACCACCACAGACAGGAGAGACAAAUGAAGAAAAGGAAAUGUCCAUGGAGAACUUUGAGCGAAUAAUACAUGACAUACCAGGAAGUGAGAAGGUCCUUGUGGGAGCUGAUUUCACCGGACAUGUAGGCAAAAGAUCAGAUGGGUACCAAAGAGUACAUGUUGGUAAAGGGUAUGCCCAGAGGAACACAGAGGGAGAGAGAGUCCUAGAAUGUGCCGAAAGCCUUGACAUGGCAUUUGUCAAUACCUUCUACCAAAAGAAAGAUGAACAUCUCAUCACAUACAAGAGUGGGCAACAUGCCACACAGAUUGACUACAUGAUGAUAAGAAGAGCGGACAUGAAGAGUGUCAGGAAUUGUAAGGCCAUUCCAGGAGAGGCAGUUGUGAUACAGUAA
Penaeus chinensis is the source of this 456-nucleotide messenger RNA. RefSeq lists its product as uncharacterized. Gene Ontology annotation, cellular component: nucleus. Bases 1 to 456 code for a protein of 151 amino acids. Gene Ontology annotation, biological process: chromatin remodeling. The transcript is spliced from 2 exons. The record is from RefSeq and is a predicted model, not a curated record. Lineage: Eukaryota; Metazoa; Arthropoda; Malacostraca; Decapoda; Penaeidae.